This is a messenger RNA of Humulus lupulus (European hop), 1112 nucleotides long. Its product is annotated as expansin-A4-like. Bases 73 to 834 code for a protein of 253 amino acids. NCBI's taxonomy places the organism in Eukaryota, Viridiplantae, Streptophyta, Magnoliopsida, Rosales, Cannabaceae. The transcript is spliced from 3 exons. Gene Ontology annotation, cellular component: extracellular region. The record is from RefSeq and is a predicted model, not a curated record. Gene Ontology annotation, biological process: plant-type cell wall organization.
GCUUCCUUUGGUCUAACAUAUCCAAAAACAGCAAAAUAAAAACCAUAAAGAAAACUUUCCCCUCUCCCUCCAAUGGCAGUUAAUCAAGCAUUGUCCAUGGCCUUGGCCACUCUUCUACUAAUCAUGCUACACAAUCAAGUCACCGCCGCCGACUACGGCGGCUGGCAGAACGGUCACGCCACCUUCUACGGCGGCGGGGAUGCGUCAGGCACAAUGGGAGGGGCAUGUGGGUACGGGAACUUGUACAGCCAAGGCUACGGGACCAAAACAGCAGCUCUAAGCACGGCACUGUUCAACAAUGGAUUUAGCUGUGGAGCUUGUUAUGAAAUGAAAUGUAACAAUGACCCAAGGUGGUGCCUCGCCGGAACCAUCACCGUCACCGCCACCAACUUCUGCCCCCCAAACUUUGCUCUGUCCAACGACAACGGUGGCUGGUGUAAUCCUCCGCUCCAGCACUUCGAUUUGGCCGAGCCUGCUUUCCUUCAAAUUGCUCAGUACCGUGCUGGAAUUGUGCCAGUUGUAUUCAGAAGGGUGCCUUGUGCGAAGAAAGGAGGAAUAAGAUUCACAAUCAACGGUCACUCUUACUUCAACCUGGUUUUGAUCACCAACGUGGGCGGCGCAGGGGACGUUCAUGCGGUCUCAAUCAAGGGCUCGAAAACAGGGUGGCAAGCCAUGUCCAGAAACUGGGGCCAGAAUUGGCAAAGCAACUCCUACCUCAAUGGCCAGGAUCUCUCCUUUCAAGUCACCACCAGUGACGGAAGAACCGUCACAGCCUAUAACGUGGCGCACUCUGGUUGGCAGUUUGGUCAGACAUUCGAGGGCCCUCAGUUUUAAUAAAUUCUCAUUGGCUCAAUUACUUAAAAUGACAAACAAAAAAAUUGUAUAAUCAAAAUUAUAUAUAUUUAUAUAAUAUGUACUGUAAUAAUCUGCUUCUUCUUUGAUUCUGAGAGUUUCUGGCUAAAGACUGUGGUGGCUAAAUAGCACCCGCUAUGCCCUUUUGUGAUACAGUUUUUGAGAAGUGUUAAUUUAUUACCUAAUUCGGGUAAAUAUCAAACUUCUCACUCGUAUCCUUUGAUGAUUUAUAAUAACAUCACAAAUCUAUAUUUCAUAAA